Molecule: messenger RNA, 612 nt
Organism: Didymodactylos carnosus
Lineage: Eukaryota; Metazoa; Rotifera; Eurotatoria; Philodinida; Philodinidae
Source: the annotation of a GenBank genome assembly
AUGUCACCAAUCGAAUAUCAUACCGCAAUGGGUAUUGAACAAUCGAAAAUUGAUAGUGGUAUAUUAGACGAGAGUAGCUAUGCUUUAAUAUCAAAAUAUACAAAAUUGAAACGUGACGAUAUUCUUGCGUGGCAGGAACGUUUUAUUCAACAAUGUCCUGGAGAUACCAGGACAAUGAAUAAGGAACAAUUUUGUAAAUUCUACAAAGAACUUCGUCCUCAAGAAAAUGUAAAUCAUUUAAGUGAAAGUGUAUUUCGUGUUUUUGAUUUAGACGGUGAUCAUGGUAUUAGUUUUACUGAAUUUUUAAGGGCGUAUGUUGCAACAACUGAAGCUUCACUUGAACAGAAACUUCGUUAUGCAUUCGAUGUGUAUGAUAUCGAUAAAAAUAGUUUAAUUGAUCGUACUGAAAUUUUAUUGGUUUUACGUUCAAUGUUUGAGCUAUUAGGAAUGUCUAAUGAACCGGACAAAUAUUCGUAUGAACAAUGUGCUGAUAAUAUAAUGAAAAAUCUCGACUCAAAUUCUGAUAAUCGAAUAUCAAAAGAAGAAUUUAUUCAAGGAUUGAAAGAUGAUUCAUUCUUACAAAGUUUAAUGAAUCCAUUUCAACAUGUUUGA